This is a messenger RNA of Capsicum annuum, 4723 nucleotides long. RefSeq names its product G-type lectin S-receptor-like serine/threonine-protein kinase At4g27290. Gene Ontology annotation, molecular function: protein serine/threonine kinase activity; ATP binding. Gene Ontology annotation, biological process: protein phosphorylation; recognition of pollen. The transcript is spliced from 8 exons. The record is from RefSeq and is a predicted model, not a curated record. Lineage: Eukaryota; Viridiplantae; Streptophyta; Magnoliopsida; Solanales; Solanaceae. The coding region runs from base 184 to 2646 and encodes 820 amino acids.
GUUAGUCAGCCUAUUAUUCAUAAGAGGAAUAGUGCACAUGACUUCUUGAUUCUAAACUGGUAGGUAGAAAAGUUAACUUUGUCAAUCAAAGGUACUGAUAUUCUUUUUUGUGUCAACUAUGUUGAGGCUCCAAGGCUUGAACUUUGUCAAUCAAAGGUACUGAUAUUCUUUUUUGUGUCAACUAUGUUGAGGCUCCAAGGCUUGAACUUUGUCAAUCAAAAAUCCAGGCUAUUUUUUUUAAUCAUUUGCUCCCAAUUUCUCUUUAUGUUACUAACUUCUGCAGCAUUAGACACAAUCACUACAGAUAAAUCCAUUAGAGAUGGUGACACAAUUGUUUCAGCUGGAGGGGUUUAUGAACUUGGAUUUUUCAGCCCUGGAAAUUCCAAGAAUCGCUACGUUGGCAUAUGGUACAAGAAGAUAGCACCUAGAACUGUUGUUUGGGUUGCAAAUAGAGAUAUUCCACUGAAUGACACUUCAGGAGUGUUAACACUUAAACCCAAUGGGAUUCUUGUACUUGUUGAUGGUUCCAAUGUCUCAAUUUGGUCAUCAAACUCAUCAAGAUCCUUAAAGAAUCCAAAAGCGCGGCUCCUGGAUUCAGCGAACCUUGUUAUCAGUGAUGGAAAUGACAGAGACCAGGGAAUUAAUUUCGCGUGGCAGAGUUUUGAUUAUCUAGGAGAUACUUUAUUACCUGGCAUGAAGAUAGGAAAAGACUUGGUCACAGGCCUGGAUCGGUAUGUAACAUCAUGGAAGAGCACGGAUGAUCCUGCUCCUGGUGAAUAUGUAGACCUUGUUGAUUCACAUGGAUACCCGCAAAUGUUAUUGUUCCGAAAUUCAUCUAUAGUAUUUAGCUCAGGGCCAUGGAAUGGUCUUGCAUUUACUAGUAGUCCUAGUAAUAAACCGACUUUAUACUACACUUUCGAGUAUGUCAUCAAUCAACAGGAAAUUUUCUACAAAUACGAGCUUAAGAAUGACUCGAUGCCCACCAGGGUGGUGCUCAAACCGGAUGGCGUGAUAGAACAGCUAAUAUGGAUUGAGAAGAGUCACAGCUGGCUUCUCUACUUGACAGCACAACUUGAUAAUUGUGAUCGUUUUGCUUUAUGUGGUCCGUAUGCAAUUUGCAAUAUCAAUAACUCCCCUCCAUGUGACUGCCUGCGAGGUUUCGAGCCUAGGUAUCCUCAAGACUCCACAGCAGACUGGUCUACUGGUUGUGUAAGGAGAACUACUUUGGAAUGUAACCAAGAUGGUUUUCUUGAGUUUUCGGGCAUCAAAAUACCGGAUUCUAGAAACUCUUGGUAUAACGAGACCAUGAACCUUGAAGACUGCAAGAAAAUGUGCUUAGCUGAUUGCAAUUGUACAGCCUACUCAGAUCUUGAUGUUAGAAAUGGCGGAAGUGGAUGUUUACUAUGGUUUGGUGAGCUCAUAGAUAUAAGAGAGUUCAGCCAAAAUGAUCAAAACCUCUACGUGCGAGUAGCUGCUUCAGAAUUAGACAAGACGCGAAGGAGGAAGAGGUUAGCCCUAAUUGUUGUUAUGUCAGCAGUGGUAGCAACAUUUAUCCUCAGCUUUUUAGCUUGGUUUUCCAUCAAAAGAAGGAAAAGAAGAAGAGGUUCAGAAAUCCAAAAUGACGACAUAGAGCUUCCAUUGUUUGAUUUAGUUACUGUUACAAGUGCCACUGAGAACUUCUCUUCUGCUAAUGUGAUUGGGGAGGGUGGCUUUGGACCGGUUUACAAGGGUAUCCUACCAAGUGGGCAAGAGAUAGCAGUAAAGAGGCUAUCGAAGUAUUCUGGACAAGGCAUUCAAGAGUUAAAAAAUGAAAUUGUUCUCAUUUCCAAGCUGCAACAUAGGAACCUUGUCAAGCUAUUGGGUUGCUGCCUUGAAGGAGAAGAAAGGAUGUUAAUCUACGAGUUUAUGCCCAAUGCUAGCUUGGACUAUUUCAUUUUCGUUCUACAUUGUGCAGAUCCAAGCAGAAAAGCGCCACUUGCAUGGAAGAACCGAUUUGAAAUUACUAUGGGAAUUUCUCGAGGUCUUCUUUACCUUCACCAGGAUUCAAGAUUAAGAAUUAUUCACAGAGAUCUCAAGACCAACAACAUUUUAUUAGAUAGUGACAUGAAUGCCAAAAUUUCUGACUUCGGCCUUGCCAAAGUUUUUGGUGCAGACCAAGUUGAAGGAAAAACUAAGAGAGUAAUAGGGACAUAUGGAUAUAUGUCUCCGGAGUAUGCUGUUGAUGGGAAAUAUUCAGUAAAAUCAGAUGUAUUCAGUAUCGGCGUAAUCAUUCUUGAAAUAGUUAGUGGCAAAAGGAACAGGAAAUUUCGUCAUUUGGAUCAUCAUCACAAUCUAUUGGGACAUGCAUGGUUACUUUGGACGGAAGGAAAAGCGUUGGAGCUGAUGGAUGAAUGUUUGAAAGAACCAUUUUCAGAAUCUCAAGUGUUGAGAUGCAUCCAGGUUGGUUUGUUGUGUGUCCAAAAACUCCCAGAGGAUAGGCCAACAAUGGCAUCAGUAGUUUUCUGGUUAGGCAAUGAAGGUCUAUUUCUUCCUCAACCAAAGCAACCUGGUUUUUUUAUAGAGAGGAAUUCAAUGGAAUCAACAGAGUCAACUGACAAAGUAUGUGUAAGUAACAGCGCGUCGAUAACAGUUCUAGAGCCAAGAUAGACAUAAUCUCCCAAUUAAUUGAAAUGGAUUCACUUUGUAUUGAUUGAUUAAUUGAAAUGGAUUCACUGUGUACAGUUAGUUUAAUGCCAAUGUUCUUAUCAAGAGUUCAAGUAAGAAAAUCAUAUUCGCAGCAUGUUAAAACUUGUCUUAUUGUUUUAACUUACUAUAAUAUUAUAAGGUGACUUCACAAUGUGAAAGGAAAAAAGUAUGAAAUGAGUGUGUCAAUAUCAUGAACGCUGAAAUUGGAGGAAGUAUCCUUUUUCCAUUACUCCAUUUUCCAUAUCCAAAGUAUAACCUUUUUUUUUAUUUUCCACCCGGUGCCCGAUAUCCAUAUUGGAUCCCGAUUAACCUGCAUUUGUGUCGGGAAAUCUCACUAUGGGGGAAUACAGUGUUUUCCGCUAAAGGCGACUCCAUACCAAGUCUCAAACACGAGACCUCUGAUUGAGGACGGAGAAUUACUUAUCACUCCAUCACAAUUUCUGGUGAAAAGUAUAAUAAGUCCUAUUCUUUUUCAUUGUGUCACUUUAAUUAAAAAAAAAAUGGUCCAAAUAUUAUUUGUGUCACGAUCCGAACCGGAGCCCUGGCCGUGACGAGUAUUUCGAACCAUAAAGGCCCAAAACACCCCUAUCUAUCGGGUAAUCAUGCACAUGACUUAUCUGACAAAAGAAAAGCGGAAGAUACACAAUAUAACGGAAACAUGGUUAAGAAUCAUAUGAAAACAGUAAUGGGGAAUAAUGUCCCACAAUUCUCAAUCAACAUCUCAAAAACGUCUGCGAAAUCUUUACUACAUGACUGAAGCAAAUAACUAUCUGAAAACUGGGACAAGGCCCCCAGUAGACCCAAAACUACUAAAUGAUAAAUGAACUGACAGACAUCAGGCCUUCCGAAAUAUAGAAGGCUCACCACUUGAUUCUGCAAAUCUGUCGGAAGAGAUCUACUGGUUAUCUGGACCCCUAGACUGUGCCUCCGAACCUGGAAGGGAAGGGGGUCAAUACAAAAGUACGGUACACAGAGAAAUCAAAACAAAAUACAAUAUUUUUACAAAAUAUAGGUGAGAGCCAGUAUAAAGUAGUUUCGUAUCAAAUCAUUCGAAAACACAUGGACAUAAUGUAAUAGUUUUCAACAACAAUGUAAUGCAGCUGAGCUAGGUGGAAUACCCUACAUAUAACAUUUACACCAACUGUCAAACCUCAGUUGCCGCCGAGAUUAGGGUAUAAGUGAGGGGAAGACACACAAGAUCACACAGCAGGGUGUCUCGACCCAAUAAAGUAUGGUAGUGCACAAGAUCACAAAGCAGGGCUCCUAACCAUAGUCCCAAUUUGGGAAUGACAUAAAGUCAGGUACACAAGAUCACUUAGCCUGGUUCCAAAUUCCCAUGUCGGCAAACACGAUUUCUAACGAUGAGCCCUUACACUCAAACGCCUUCUUCGGGCAUCUACCUAUCUCGUAUAAAAAUAAUGCAUUCAACUCCAUUUAAUUCAACCACAUAUCUUAUUCUGUAGGGUAUAUCGACUUGCAAGCCAUCAAUAUCACAUCAUUACUUCAUGCAACCAUUAUAUUCAUCAUAUUUCAACAUAAUAAUCCUUUCCUUGCAAGUCAAAAAUCAUAUCCACUUUCAAAAUAGUUCAUGUCAUGCUUGUCAAGAUGAUUUCUAACAAUUCACAUCAUAUGAAAAUUCAAAACAAUUUCAUAUCAAGAGAGGGGUUUCAUAUAAUUCAUGCUCUCAAGUUAACAUCUUUUGAAUCACAAGCAUAUGCAUAUAUAAUAUAUCAAAUCACUUCGGAAAUAGGCUUAAAGACCAAAUUAAUAUUAUAAAGAUGCUUAAAACAUGUUUAUAUUCAUAAUUUCAAAACGCCCAUUUUUAAAACAUGAAUAUUUUUAAGCCCAUGAGAUUUUUAAGAUAACCCCACGUAUCUCUAUAUGCGAAAAUAACAGAUGCUUCUUGAAGCUUACCAUCUGGGGAUUCCAAAUCUCCAGUUUGUUUCGAAUUCCCAUGGUUGAAUCUUGAGUUACUAGAGAUAAUUGGAUUGGAAUUAUAGAAAGGAAACCCUAAUUCUUGCAAUGGAAGAGAGAAAAA